UUGGUGAUUAAUGUUGGCGCACGCCGGACGUGACUGUUGGAAACUCCUAACAUUUCAGCAUGAACAGUUUAGCUAUUCUGCUGUUUUUACUGCUAGGACUCUUUGGGAUUGGCAAUUCACUUUAUGAGGAUCAAGUGGGAAAAUUUGAUUGGCGAGAGCAGUUUAUUGGUAGAGCCAAGGUGGUGCACUUCGAGCGAGGAGGAAGUAAACGAAAUAUCUUCGUAGCAACAGAAGCAAAUGUUGUUGCUGCUCUGAACACUCGAAGUGGUCAUUUGACUUGGCGACAGAUAUUCCAACGAGGCCCUCCUGGUUACAUUGAUACUUUGUUGUAUAACAAUGAAGAUUUGAUCAGCGUGUCAGGCGGUGGCCACUUUUUACGCUCCUGGGAACCAUCAUCAGGUUUCUUACGAUGGGAAGUGCAAACAACAACUGAAAUGGCAAACUUUAAAGUGUCAGAAGGCGAUGCUUCAGCUGUGUUUGUGAACAAUGAUGAAACGCCAUCUGUAGUUGUGUUAGCAGGCAGUAACCUAUAUGUACACUCACUGAAAGAUGGCCAGCAGGUGUGGGAUCAACAGCUACCAACCACAACAAAAUACAAGUGGCUGUAUUCAGAUGGUAUUUCGGUGUACACACUUGGUCUGGUUCCCAACUCCCACUUCAAUUUACUUAAGUACUCGGCAGUAAAUGGAGCCCUUCAGAAUAAGGCAUCUCUUCAAGCAGCUUGGGCCAGUCUGCAGGAUACCAGUUGUAUACUGGUAUCCAGGCUUCAGUUUGUGUGCAUGGAUACUCUCACCAACUCCUUACAGGUUGCUUCAUUGGAAAAUAUCAAUGUGUUUUCUACCACUCCUUUGAAGACAAUUGGACUUGACAAACAUGGUCCUAACCCCACAUUGAUUCAACUGUAUGUUCCAUCAACUGAGAGACCUGAGUUUGCCCUUCAACUGACAGAGGAUCAUCAUGCUCUGCUUAAGAUGUCUGCUGGUCAGGUGACAUUGGUCAAAGAUUUACCAUCGGUUUGGCAGAUAACUGGUUCUACCCAGGAAGGCAGUGCAAUUGUAACGACAGCUAGCUGGCUCUCAUCAACAAAGGAAAUCACUUUCCGAUGCUACAAGGACGGUGUAGAGCUAUCAGCAAUGAAAGACACAGUAACCUUGGCAGGUGACCAUGGAAAUCCAACAAAGAUGAGUGUGUUACUAAUUGAGAAGAAGAGUGCAAAUCCAGGGUAUAGAGUCCUCCUAGAGACAGCUGAUCAUGCCUUGACACUGAUCAACCAACCCGGACGUAUUGCUUGGCAACGAGAAGAGGGACUUGCCUCAGUGGCUGCUAUUGAGAUGGUUGAACUACCUGUGUCUGACACAGAAGCAAAGUUUGAAGAAGAAUUUGGUGGAAAAGCACAAGAGAGCAUAGGAUCAAUGUUCCUACGGAGGCUUAGUACACAGUUUGCUCAGUUUCAGGUUUAUUUGGCCCAUCUGAAGAGACGAUUCAGCCAUGCCUUCCUUCAAGAUCCAAUCAGCAUCCAGGAAACACUGAAAGGUAGAUCUGCACUGCAUAAAGAGGGAGGCAGUUCUGAUGAAAAUGAGUCACUUACUCGAGAUGAGUUCAGUCUUCGCAAGAUCAUAAUUGUUGUCAGCAGGUCUGGCAAGAUCUUUGGUCUUGAUUCUGAGGAUGGAUCACUGGUUUGGACUACCUAUUUAUCCAUACUCCAGAGCUCAGAUAUCCCUGGUCAUAAUCAGGUGUUGUUGUUUGUACGGAGAACUACUGCUCAUUUCCCUCAUCCACCACAAUGCACUGUCACUGGUAUCCACAAGGUAUCUGGCAACACUUUCAUGUACUCCUUCAACCCAAUAACUGGUGAUUCCUUCGACCCUGUGAAUUCUGAUCAUAUCUUACCUUACCGAGCUCAGCAGGCUAGUAUGCUAGCAUUAGCUGAUGAAGAGGAACUGAAGAUCUUGGUUUUACUGGACACAGACAAUAAGGUCCAUGUUUACCCUAAACAGGCUGCUGGUAUCUUGCAAGACCGUGCAUCAUCUAUAUAUAUUUUCACUGGUAACCGUUCUGAAAACUCCUUACAAGGCUACCGGUUGGCUUCAACAGGACAAGGAUCGAGGUCUCUUUCAGCUAAUGUCAUCUGGAAUGUCCAGUUACCAACAACGGAUAAAGGCAUAGUUAAGCUGGAAGCAAAGAGGCAUACGGAGCACGUUCACUCUCAGGGUCGUGUGCUUGGUGAUCGCUCCGUUCUUUACAAAUACCUUAAUCCUAAUUUGGUUGCCGUAGCUACUGAAGGACAAGAUGCAUCUGGAAAAGGUCAUCUUAGCAUCUAUCUACUUGAUGUAGUCACUGGUCAUAUUGUAUUCAGCAUUGAUCACAAAAGGGCCUCUAGCCCUCUGUUCCUGGUUCACACAGAAAACUGGAUUGUGUACCAUUAUUGGAACUUGCGUCACAGACGUCAUGAGAUGACGGUGUUAGAGCUUUAUGAAGGAAAAGUGCAGAAAAACAGCACUGUGUUUUCAUCUGUGGAUCCUCCUUCUGCGCCUCUGGUAUUGAGACAAUCAUACAUCCAACCAUCAGCCCUACAGUCCAUGGCAGUAACACGUACAGAGAAAGGAAUAACCAGCAGCAAUAUAUUACUUGCACUUCAGUCUGGGGGUAUCCUUGCCUUGCCAAAACGUUUCCUUGAUCCACGCCGACCUCUACAACCUACCAGUGAAGAGAAAGAAGAAGGAUUAAUCCCAUAUCUACCAGAACUACCAAUACAACACCAGUCAAUCAUCAACUAUAACCAAUCGGUUCUUGGAAUUGAGGGAUUGUUAACAUCACCGGCUGGAUUGGAGUCCACUUGUCUACUUUUGGCAUAUGGCUUAGAUUACUACUUCACUCGAGUCACUCCUUCCAAUCUGUUUGAUGUCUUGAAAGAAGACUUUGACUACACGUUGAUCACCGCUGUAUUAGUUGGUUUAGUGUUUGCUGCUGGUGUGACAAGGAAGCUAGCUGCAAAUAAAGCCCUCAACCAUGCUUGGAGGUGAUUGAAGUUUUAAAAUGGGGACAUUCCAGGCUAGCAGAUUAAACUCUUAGUUCAGUGAGUAGGUAAAGGUUGUAUCACAGAUUUUUUGCUGCAUAUAAGAAUACAUUAAAUGGGAAAAAUUAUGAAAUUAUUUCAAGCAGUUUUCAUGAAUCCUUUGUUAAAGUGAAAUAUGUGACAGGUAAUAGAGUACCUUUUUAAGACACAAAUUGCCACAAAAACUGGUUUCAUUAAGCUUGUUUAGAGGACAAUCUGUGGCAUUUGUUCUUUAUAGACGCAUUCUAAUUAUUAAACUGUCCAAAUUUUUGGAUUGUUUGUCAGAACUGUAAGUCCAGGAAUUUUUUAAAUUUUUGCCAGACAAAAUUAUGCAAGGGAUGUGUGAAAUGAAAUGUUUAUUUUCAUUAAUUGAAGCUGGUGUAUUUAAACUGACUAAUAUGAAGUCAUUCUACAGAAGGCAAAGUGGUCUCCAGUGAAAGAGAUUUCAGUGAUUGUAAUGUAGUUUAUGGCUUAAUUCUAGUCAAUUGCUUGUUCAGGUUUUAUGUUUCAGUACUUGAAAGUGAGCUUUCAAAGACCAGCAGACGGUUUUUGUUAAAAAUGGCAAAGUAAAUUAUGUUAACAAAGGAUAUAAAAAUGACAGCAUUGUCAUAAUUAAUGGAUGGUUUGUGUAUGUGUUAGUGAUACCUUGUUUUUAUUUGCCUAACAUUUUGCUUCUCUACAUAUGUUUAAGGCAAAAUAUGCAGGCUUAGGAACUCCACUUUUCCCUGUGAAUUGGAUAAGGUUCUGUUUUGUAUUAAGAUUUGUGAAAAUUGGCAAAAAAACAGCACUGUGUCAAUACUUUAAAAUGUGAAAUACAUGUAUGUUACACGUGUAAAUGUGUUUCUUUCAAAGUUUCAUCAAUGUGGUGUUAAUUAAUUGUAAGUUGGUUGGUGGAAUUUGAUCUGCUUGAUUUGAAUUUAGACGAGAAUUUCAUUACGGUUUAAAAUAAAAACUUCGAAAGACA
Acanthaster planci (crown-of-thorns starfish) is the source of this 4019-nucleotide messenger RNA. RefSeq names its product ER membrane protein complex subunit 1 (gene emc1). NCBI's taxonomy places the organism in Eukaryota, Metazoa, Echinodermata, Asteroidea, Valvatida, Acanthasteridae. Gene Ontology annotation, cellular component: EMC complex. The record is from RefSeq and is a predicted model, not a curated record. Gene Ontology annotation, molecular function: protein binding. Gene Ontology annotation, biological process: protein folding in endoplasmic reticulum.